Messenger RNA from Neurospora crassa OR74A, 2459 nucleotides. RefSeq lists its product as hypothetical. The transcript is spliced from 2 exons. Lineage: Eukaryota; Fungi; Ascomycota; Sordariomycetes; Sordariales; Sordariaceae. Bases 832 to 2085 code for a protein of 417 amino acids. The record is from RefSeq and is a predicted model, not a curated record.
GGGGAGGGGAGGGGACCCUUCAAGUUCCGCCUUCCCGUCUUGUUCCAAAGAUGGAUGUUUCCUUCUCGGUACUCUCGUCCGUAGUCGCUUGCCCCUGACAGUCCGAGCUUGAAGGUCAAACCGCUGGAAAUCAUCCAAGAGGAAAUUCCAGGACCAUCACACUGCACCACCUUGGAACCUCUGUCACAUCACUUGCAGCUACGUACUCCUAGAUAGAGAUUGCUCAAUGCCCCUGGCCACGACUACGAAUCACCGCCCGCGCUAUCCUUCCAAGUCCCCAUCCACUCUAUCCACCUCAACACUUCAUCACUUUCAAGGCCAAAGCAAGAGUUGCCCUUUUGCACCUCUAUAGCCAAGGUGCUGUGUUCCUCAUUGCUUCGAGACAACAAAAGGGAAUCCGACGCACUCGCGAACAUCCCUAGCAUAGCCCGCAAAACAGCUUCCCCCUCACCGACCGAGACCGCCCGCCCGCCCGCCCGCCCGCCCAACAACUGCAUCUCUCAACUCGUCCUACGGAUUUGCGCCUGUCCCUCUACCUCCCGCUUGACAAACUCCCGUUUCAUACGGCCGAUCCUCUUAGCCAUCUAUCUUAAUUAUACCAACUCUCCAGUACAUCGAUACUGCGCUUUGUCGCCUCGCUCCGCUGUAAAGGGAAUCCCCAAUUAAUUGGACCGCGAACAACCGACCGCGACCUGCGCCACGCACCGCCAUAAGCAGACACGAGCCGUUCAUCGCUCCGAACACUUCCCGCCUUGUUCGUCUACCGCAGGGGGAGUACAUUAGCAAGGAAACAUUGCUUUCAUACAAUCCAACAAAACACCAAGCCCACCCAUGAUGCCGCCGUCUUCACCGCAAACACCACGGCACUCGCCGUACCCCUCCAUGGAGAACCUCCGUUCCGCAGCGUCCUACUCCCCGCAAGAGGGCCGCGCCCUUUCACACAAGUCGUCCUUCAACGACCCGUUAACGCCCUCGCGAAACAGCUUUAACUCCUCGGUGGGUCCCACGAUGGACAUUGGCAUGUUUGGAAACGGAGGUAUGGAUAACGGCGGCGGGUUGGGUAAUCUAGCGGACGAGCUAGCCGACGCCUUUUCAGACGGCGAAGACGACUACUUCGAAGGCCAAGAAGGCGAAGAGACACGCAACAUGGAUAGCAAAGGUGAAGAAGAGGACCUGCUCCCGACGCCCAUGCCCAAGGACGGGGGUGGUAUACGGGAUAGCGGUGUCGACGUGGCAAGUCCCCGGAGCCGCCAGCGCGCAAGUCUAAAAUCACAACUCUCACCGAACGGAAGGGGCCACCAUCACCACCACCGCCGGAAGGGGAGCGAGUACGACGGAAGUGAAUACGGUUCUGAGUCAGACCUAGAGCCAUCCGGACUAUCGCCUAGACUGGUAGAGAAGAUGGCCGAGGUCGAGUCGCUUGCGCGAAGAGGCACAGAAAGCAAUGGCUCAGCGGCCGACGGGGCAUUUCAGCGAGUGACCGAGGGUCUCCGCGAUCUAGGCUCACAAGCCGGCGUGGAAGGUGGUGCUACAAGAUUAAUAACCGCCCACUCGGCCCUAACAACCCACCUAACCCACCAAACCCGACAGCUACACAGUCUCACCUUCCCGCUCCUCUCCCCACUCUCGCCCGCGCCGGACGCCGAAGCGAUCGACGAACUGCUGCCCAUGCUGGUCAGCCUCUCGUCAUGCAUGCCGCGGCCGUCGACGGCCGCCUUCGCCCAGCUCGCCUCGCUGCACACUAUCACCACGGACCUGGUCCACACACUCAACUAUUUGUCCGAUACGCUGCACAUGUCCAGACAAACAACGACGACAGCGACAAGAAGACUCAAGAGUGCGCGCGAAUUGGUGGCGGAGCUCAAGCGCGAGGAAGAAUUGAGGGAGCAAGGAGAGCGCUGGCUGAGCAGGGGUAACUGGAGCGAGAGGCUGCGGAAUCGCGAGUGCGCACAUGUCUGCGGCGAGGUGGUGGGCGGGUUUGAGGAGGUGUGUAAUACUUGGCGGAAGAGAUUGUUAGCGCAGGAAGGAGGGGGUGGUGGUGGUGCUGGGGAGGGGCCCGGGACGGCAGGGAGUGUUGAGGCUUGAUGAAAGAGGGAGGCAGACUUGAUAAUGUUGGGGUUUGGCGGUAUUCUGAGAUGUGGUUGUUUGGUUGGUAAGCAUUCACAAAUGAAGAGAUUUAUAACAAAUCAGGUGUUUGACGAUGAUGAAUGAAGAGAAGGGAAGGGAAGGGAAGGAUUGACAAUAUAGAGCAAAAGCAAGAACGCGGCGCAUAUACUUUCAACACUUCACUUAACGUGAGGAAGAAAGUUUGUGAGCGAUCUAGAGAGAAGGAGAGAGGGUAAACACUAUAUAUGACGACGGAAUGAUGACCUCAACUAACAUGUCUUAUAUACGAUACAGUAGAUGGGUAAAUAGAAGAAAUAAAACCUGCGAUCGACACUAGUCGGAGGCAUUCGAAG